Molecule: messenger RNA, 1263 nt
Organism: Peromyscus eremicus (cactus mouse)
Lineage: Eukaryota; Metazoa; Chordata; Mammalia; Rodentia; Cricetidae
Gene: Pitpna
Product: phosphatidylinositol transfer protein alpha
Exons: 12
Coding region: 250-1065 (271 amino acids)
Biological process (GO): phospholipid transport
Cellular component (GO): cytoplasm
Molecular function (GO): phosphatidylcholine binding; phosphatidylinositol binding; phosphatidylinositol transfer activity
Source: RefSeq, a predicted model, not a curated record
CGCCCCGCCCCCGCGCGGCGCUGCGGAACCGGAGCUCCGGGCGGCGUCGGCAGAGGCGCGGGAGGUGGCGAGGCCAGGGCAGGGCGGCAGGAGCCCGCGCGGCGACCGCAGCGAGAGCAGCAGAGACAGAGCAGACCACGACGAAGGCGCACAGGCAGCCGGGCCGGGCCGGGCCACCGGGAGAGCGGCCGCCGGGAAGCGGGCGGAAGGCCGGGCUGGCAGCUGGCAGCCGCCGAGCCGCGAAGCGACAUGGUGCUGCUCAAGGAGUAUCGAGUCAUCCUGCCUGUGUCUGUAGAUGAGUAUCAAGUGGGGCAGCUGUAUUCUGUGGCUGAAGCCAGUAAAAAUGAAACUGGUGGUGGGGAAGGUGUGGAGGUCCUGGUGAAUGAGCCGUAUGAGAAGGAUGACGGCGAGAAAGGCCAGUACACACACAAGAUCUACCACUUACAGAGCAAAGUACCCACGUUUGUUCGAAUGCUGGCCCCAGAAGGAGCCCUGAAUAUACAUGAGAAAGCCUGGAAUGCCUACCCUUACUGCAGAACCGUUAUUACAAAUGAGUACAUGAAAGAAGACUUUCUGAUUAAAAUUGAAACCUGGCACAAGCCGGAUCUUGGCACCCAGGAGAAUGUGCAUAAACUGGAGCCUGAGACAUGGAAACAUGUGGAAGCUAUAUAUAUAGACAUUGCUGAUCGAAGCCAAGUACUUAGCAAGGACUACAAGGCUGAAGAAGACCCAGCAAAAUUUAAAUCUGUCAAAACAGGACGGGGACCUUUGGGCCCAAAUUGGAAGCAAGAACUUGUAAAUCAGAAAGACUGCCCAUAUAUGUGUGCAUACAAACUGGUCACUGUCAAGUUCAAGUGGUGGGGCUUGCAGAACAAAGUGGAAAACUUUAUACACAAGCAAGAGAAGCGUCUGUUUACAAACUUUCACAGGCAGCUGUUCUGUUGGCUCGAUAAAUGGGUUGAUCUGACUAUGGAUGACAUUCGGAGGAUGGAGGAAGAGACGAAGAGACAGCUGGAUGAGAUGAGACAAAAGGACCCAGUGAAAGGAAUGACAGCCGAUGACUAAUGCUACCCACCCCCUUCUGCACUUUUUGCAAGACAGUGGUCAACAGGAAGGCCCAGCAGCUCCACCCUCCUGAGUGGCAGGCCGUCUUUGGAUGCAGCCUUUCUGUGCUCAUUCUUCAGGCAACUUUCAACCCCUUACUGUAGCUAUUUCUAGAUGCCCUUUAACAUUGUGAACAAAUAGACCGUCUGGUAUUACAAA